AUGACGAAGAGGUCAGGAAGCUUGUCACGCAGAAUGAUCGAGGACCUAUCAAGUGAAGACCAGACGCGCCAGACAAGUUUUUCGAGCGAUAGUGGCUUUGACAUCUUUGACAAGACUGGUCGUGAGGAGAGCUCACACUCCUACACAACUAAAGGCUCAGCGCUCCCAGAGACUCGAGAGCUAAGUGAGGAAGAUGAUCAUGUAUCGGACAUGUCUCCGAGGCUAGAGCUCACUCAGAUAUCCGAACUCGAACCUCUCAAUUUGAUUGAGAUUAUUUCAGACAAGCAACAGCAAAGCGAGGCAGAAAACACACCAGCUCUACAAGACUGUAUGACAAACAGGCCCCAGAUCAAUUCUCCACAAAGUGGUUCCAGAACAGCAACGCACUCUGUUGCGAAGGAGAACCUGUCUCGCUUGGCAGAUGCCACCGCCGUGCAGAGCUCAGAUGUUCCAUGGGGGAAGGAGAAAGGCUCGAGAAACGAAAAGAAAUGCACAGGCAUUCGCAGAUUCUUUCGGGCACUAGUCGGCUAUGACGCUUGA
Molecule: messenger RNA, 540 nt
Organism: Fusarium musae
Lineage: Eukaryota; Fungi; Ascomycota; Sordariomycetes; Hypocreales; Nectriaceae
Exons: 2
Coding region: 1-540 (179 amino acids)
Source: RefSeq, a predicted model, not a curated record